Molecule: messenger RNA, 414 nt
Organism: Lactuca saligna
Lineage: Eukaryota; Viridiplantae; Streptophyta; Magnoliopsida; Asterales; Asteraceae
Source: the annotation of a GenBank genome assembly
AUGGCUGGAGAAUCUAGUACUCUUCCAUCUGAAUCAGAUUUCAGGUUUCUCGAAGAGACAUAUGGCCUCUCUCCGACAGACGGAGUUGAGUUUCCAUUUCCCGGUUUGUCGAUUCUUUCUCCCCCUCCUGGGAAAGUGGGUGUCUAUUUGAUGACUCUCAAUGCUGGUUUACGUCUUCCUCUUAUUGAUUUCCAAGAGGAAGUUUUGCAGAAGGUUGGAUGUAGUGUCCAAAUACUUACCCCCAACGUCGUGAACAAAGUGGUGGCAUUCGAGAUGAUUAGUCGCGCUAACGGUUUUCUCCCUGAUUACUUUGUUUUCAAGUAUUUAUUUAGGUUCUGGUUCACCGGUGACAAAUGUACCUUUUUUGUCCGAUUAGGAGGACAUACCCUGGUUCCUGACAGGAGGACCCCCUAA